AUGAAUUUAAUCCAAAAUUUAGUGUCACGUAUAAAACCUGUAGUAUCGUCAAAUAGUACAUCUGUUUUAUUAUCGAAGUAUCUUAAUCCAUUUCAAUGUUUAACAUCGUUACGACAUCUGAAUACUCUAUGGCAUAUGCAUUCAAACACAUUAUACAUCACUGGCGUUAGACCACAAAAAAAAUCAAAAAUAGAUGAACAGCCACACAUAAAAGGCAUAGUGCUCAAAACAUUAAUUAAAAAGCCACGUAAACCAAAUUCAGCAAAUCGUAAAUGUGUUCGUGUUCGUUUAGCAAAUGGUGUCGAAGUUAUUGCUCAUGUACCGGGUGAAGGUCAUAAUUUACAAGAACAUCAUAGUGUAUUAGUGAAAGGAGGUAGAACAAAAGAUUUACCCGGUGUGCAUCAUAAAGUUAUUCGUGGAAAAUUAGAUUGUGCACACGUUGUUAAAAGACAAACAACACCGUCACAAACUGCUCCUCCUCCAACCUAA
This is a messenger RNA of Didymodactylos carnosus, 489 nucleotides long. The record is from the annotation of a GenBank genome assembly. NCBI's taxonomy places the organism in Eukaryota, Metazoa, Rotifera, Eurotatoria, Philodinida, Philodinidae.